GGUAUUUCCAACUCGACUAGCCUAUAACUCACGCGGGCUGCGAAACUGCGUGACUGGACGGUAUAGUUUCUAGAAUCGAACUAAAUCAAAUUCUCUGGAUUAUGUGCGUAAAAUUAAAAAAAAAAUCAUUCAGGUGUAAAUAGAACAGCACAUUGGGCCUACACUACAUAUCAUAAUUGCAUCUGUACAAUUCUUGAAGGAAAAAGGUGCAUGCAUUUUAUUGGACAACUUACUGUAUUUUUCACCAGGAACGCUCACUGCACGUGAUUUGAAUUUAUCGAUAGCAAUUCGUUUGUUCCUCAUCCACCCCGUUUGAAUUCAGGUAGAGGAGUGGAGCACCAGAGUUGUUUUUCUUCUCUUUUUGUUUACGUGCUUGGAUAUUUGUAAGCCAAGAAUUUGUUUCAGAGCAUUACAUAAGAUAAACCUCAAAAUGGCAUCGUCUCAAAUGGCUUCUGCAACAUCCUUUAAAAAUCCAAAACUUAUUUCAAUACCUGAUGUAGAAAUUGACAAACAUGGAAAGUUUAAAUACAUUUUAGUCAAAGUGCAUGAUCCAGACAUGGACAGGGAGUUUAAACACAUUGUUAGAGGCUCAGCAAAGGCAGCGUAUCAUGCUGACAUCUACGAUCAGGUUGUGGCUCAGAUAGAAGAGAAAGGUCUGGACUGUGAGAUACUCGGCGGCGGUCGAAUAGAGCACGAGCCGGCCAAAAAGUCUAUCAAGAUUUAUGGUUAUUCACAGCAAUAUGGCCAGGCUGACCAUUCCAUCACUCACUCUCUGCUGCUGAGGAAAUACAAGGACUAUGACCAGAUUACAUGGAGCAAUGAAGGUUACUAGACCUGGCUGUGGGGUGCUUGGAAGGACUAGGGGGCGCUUCUGUUAUGUGGGUCAUCCAGUAUGGUUGUUGAUGCGAUAGACUUGAUGGUCGAGUGCUGGUCACACACGUUUGGACAUAGGACAGUAGGAGCAGCUGGCUCUGUGAUUGAGGAUGGUCCAGAAACUACGUCUCUAUCCAAGUUGUAUGUUGUCUUGUUACUGGUUGGAAUGUCUGAUUGUUACGUCAUUUGUUAUAUUGUUUCUUUUUGAUGAAUCCAAUUUUUUUAUUAGCCUACAAUGACCUUAGAUACACUACUUCCUUAUAAACCUAUUGAAUAAUAAUGUUUAACUAUUUAAAAAAAAACACUUUUUUCCCAAUUAAUUAAUUUUAUUUAUUGGCGCAUCUUACAAAGACCUCCUUUAAUUGUAUUUAGGCUGAAAUCAGCUUGCCUUAUUUUUUUUUAUUAAUUAGUUAUAUUUUUUUAAAGUACAUGUAAUUGUUAGGCUAAUUAAUCUCAUGGUCUCUGGCAGCAUAGAAUUAGUUGUUGUUUUUUUUCUCUAAGAAAACCCCAAUCUAAAUUUCUUUCUUGGCAAUAAAAAAUGCUAAAUAUCUUUUGUUGUUGUUGUUGCUUUGAACAUAAUGAGAAACAAAUGUGUAGUCUGUUGAAAAGGAAAUAGAUUCUAAUUGUUCAAUUUGCUUAGACGUUCAGUUGGCAGAUGUAAAAUUGUUAUUCAUUAUCUUCAUGGUGUACCUGAUUAGUUCAAUUUACUGCUUCUUGUUGUCUGGAGCAGGAGGCUUGAUUUUCUAUUUGUAUCUAUUCAAGUAGUAAAUGUGUGCAUUUAUAUAUUAGUGGCAUUAGUAACAGGUAUACUAGACUGUGUUUUUUCUUUGUGAAAUUAGAUUUAUAUUUUUUUCCAUGUCAGAUUUUUUGGUCAUACAAGCUUAUGCGGUUUCUACCAGUGUAUCUUAUAAGGAAUAUGAAAGGAUGGUUAAAAUUAUUGGAAUAUCAUAAUACUACCAAACAUUAACAUAAUUGCUAAGCAGAUAUAUCAGCAAGUCUUUGUUUAUGCAUUUCCUGUAAUUUUAAUGAUGAAUUAUUAAAUGUAAGUAUUUUUUGUGAGAUAAAUAAGAAGCCAUUGGAUAUAAUUCUUUCAUGCUAUAUUGAAAAAAAAUAUUUUUAAAUAAUAAAAAGAAAGUUUUUAAAUAAUAAUAAAAAAAAAGGUUUUAUUAUUUUUAUUUUUUUCUUUCCCUACAAAUCAUCCUGUAUUAUUAGAAUAAAUAGAAUAGAUUUGAUAAACAUGAUCAUUUAGAGCCUUUUAACUUCAAUAUAAAUUUAAACUAUCAGAUGGCAGGAUUACCACAUUACCUGUAGACUAUCUAUGGGUCCACUUAGGUGUCAGCGGAAAAAAUAUACUCACAUCUCUGUGUAUCCUUUAUCAUGAAAAGUGACAGUUAAUGACAUAAAUUGGGAGAGGGGGGAGUUAUCUUUUUAAUGAAACACCAAAAGCAAAUAAUUAUUUAUGUAUUAACACAAACAUUUCUGAAUUUAAAAACUGCUCUUACUCUGUCAGUUUCAUUUGAAGUGAUACAUGUAGGUGUGACAAGGCCCCAGUUAGCUACUCUUGUAUAUUUUUAUUUGUAACUUUAGUAAAUGCUGUAAAAAAUUAACAUAUCUUAGGCUAGAAAAGAGAAUUGGUCUAAGAUAUUUUGUAUUAAAGAUAUUUGGAUGUGAGAUUCCAUAGCUUGACUCUGCACAGCUCUGAAUGCCCGAUUAACAGCAAGACAAACAGGUCAUGUUGUUGCUUCUAGAAAUGCUGAUUUUAUUCUCGGUUUAAUACUUUUUGCAUACCUAGCCUUGCAUUACAUAUUAUAUACCACACUCAUUACUUGUCUUUGUUUAAAUAGAACUCACCCACCCCCCUUUGCCAAAAAAAUAAUUGUUAAAAGCACACUUCCACUUUAACCAUUGAAUUAGAAAGCAGUUAUUUUCCUUGAAGACCAAGUUAAUAUCAAAUUCAGCUGAGAUUUAAUCAUUAGAUAAUUGUUGAUGUCUGUGAAAUACAUGGCUCUAAUAUGACUUUUAUGUGCCUUUUAGUCAUGUAUUAUACACCUUUCAUAUUCAAGUUGUGGGUUUGGUAUCAAGUGAUGAAACAAAUAUUUAAAAUGUAGGGGUAAACAGGUGCUUGACCUAAUUAAAGGGUUCCCUUUCAAUAAUGUGUAAUUUAAAAAAUGCCAAAAACACCUUUUUAAUAAUAUUGUGCAUAAGGUGUAAUGCUUUGUCCCUUCACCUACCUUGAAAGGUCUGUUAGUUCAAUUUCACUCCCUGAUAAACUCUCUUCUCCUUUGUGUUGUGCUGAUUUAGCUGGUAUUGUAUUGGUGACUUCAAUUAGUAUUACAGUUGCCUCAGUAUUGAAUGAAAUUUGAUUAGAAAAACCAUGUUCACUUGUACUUUUAUUAUUUUCAAGAUGAUAGUCUCCAAUAAAAUAUUUGUUGACUAGUUGUAAAGUUUUUGAGUUUCAUGUGUUCUUUGUUUUAUUUGUCUCCAUUCUAGUCUUGGGUUGGAAUCCUGGUAAAGACAGGGAUUUAGAAUUUCAGGUUUUCUAAGGAAGCUCCUGAAACAUACACUCACAUCAGUAACUGACAUACACUGAGUUAAGGUGGUUAGUCACUGUGCUGUCAAUCUUGUUAACCUUUAGGCCUCAGUAAUAGAUGAGCUUUACAUCGUCUGCUCCAUAAAUUGCAAGGUUUGAAGGAGGUACUUUAAUUUUGAACUUACUGCUGUACUAUGAUCUUAUCUUGGUGUCCCAUAUAUGUGUAGCUCUAGCUCUAGACUGUGCCUUUGUAUUCUGGCUUUAUUGAUCACUUAAAUACUGCCUUGUUGGUGAGAAUUUAGACCAGGGACUGAUCACUAUUUAAUGUAGUGUUGAUGACUGUAUAAAUAUUUCUGUACAUACGCACAAAGAUUCUGUUAGUUUAUAGUUUGUAUUUACAACUUUUUUUUUUUUUUUCCUCCUCUACUGGUGGUAGAUCUUUGAAUUACUUGUUUAUUAAACACUGAGGCUUGUAGUUCAUGAGAUUUAUUAGUGACAUCAAAUAGAAUAUCAGUGUCCUUUGUUGUUAUUUUCUGAUCAAAUGUCCAUUCUCAUUAUAUUGAAUAUCUUAAGACCUAGAUUCAAAUUGAUUGAGCUGGAGUAUUUGGUACUGUACAUGUAAAAUACAGCUUAGUAGGAUAAUGUUCCAUUUUAUAUCAAUAGAACAGGGGAAGUAAUCAUGGACCUGUUCCACAGAGCAAGGGAAGUAAUCUUUGACCUGCUCCUUUGCUAAUUUGACUUUCAUCUUAAUUUUAUCAUUCUAUUCCCCUUUUACCUGUAAGAGAAAAUUUGGGUACCAUUGCUGACUCUUUGAUAACUAAGUUCUGAUACUAACCUGGACCUAGGUAUGCAUUAUUUAAUAUUAGUGUUAAUUUUGUACUUUAUAUGCUGAAGUCCAACUUUUGUUUUUUUUUAAGACCAGUAUUUAAUCAUGUUCAUAUCUGGAACUGUUACGGUAGCCUCUGUCAUUGUGUUCUUAUGCAGGUUCAUUUUAUUGUGUCAUUUUUGUUAUCUCAAGUAAGUACUUAUGUUUUAAUAGUUUAUUUUGAGUACAAACUCUAAUAUUUAAAUAGAAAAAAAAAUUUGGAUUUUGUCAUUAGUGAUAUUACAAUAAAAACAUAAUCAAAUAAACA
This is a messenger RNA of Biomphalaria glabrata, 4536 nucleotides long. RefSeq names its product 14 kDa phosphohistidine phosphatase-like. The record is from RefSeq and is a predicted model, not a curated record. Lineage: Eukaryota; Metazoa; Mollusca; Gastropoda; Planorbidae. Gene Ontology annotation, biological process: peptidyl-histidine dephosphorylation. Gene Ontology annotation, molecular function: protein histidine phosphatase activity. Gene Ontology annotation, cellular component: cytosol. The coding region runs from base 431 to 832 and encodes 133 amino acids. The transcript is spliced from 4 exons.